AUGCGUCUUGGACCCUUAGACCGUCGACUUGAGCGUUCAAGAUGUCUGAGAUGUGCGAAAAGCCAUUUGAAGUGUUCUGGUGGCACACCAUGCACUGGUUGUUCCAAGCGGAAUCAGAAAUGCGUAUAUCCUGCAAAGACGACGACAAUUGCAAAAUUCCAACUCGUCAAUCGACAUACUAUCCAGAAUAGUGCCUUGGCUCGCUCGAAGAUACCACAAAAGCCGAGCCUGGAGCAUAGUAACAACGUCUUGAACAUCUUUUUGACCAGGUUUGUGGGCGAAAACAGUUUUACUGGUUGCUCCUCGACAUGGUUUGCAGAUAUCCAGACAUACUUCGCUUCGGACAAAGCUGUGCAUCAUGCACUGAAGGCAUUGAGCCAGUUGUAUGCUUAUCGUGAGAGCAAUUCAGAUCAGACACGGAACAAGAGACUGGCCUUGGAAUCUUACCAGACUGCGGUACUCUCGGUGAGGCAAGUCGUCGAUGCAGAGCAUGCAAAGAUUCCACAAUCACUGGUGUCGAGUACAUUCCUGCUCGGAUUGUUUGAGCUAAUGUAUGAUCCUACUGGAGAAGGCUGGAUCAAGCAUACGAUGUUUGGAACCUCUAGGAUACUCCAGCAUCUGGGACCAGAAGCAUUCCGCUCAGGUCUGGGGCUAAGCUUCUUCAAUCAGAUGAGAAUGUUCGAAGUUUCACGCUCUCUGCUCUUUUCGGAAUCAUCCUUUCUCGUUCAAAGUCCUUGGAUGAACCUGAUGGAUACCGAUAUUAAUACGGUAAAUGAUGUUCAUCCUAUGAACGAUCUGCUCAACCUGAUGAUCAAAUGCUCAGAUCAUUGUGCGAGAGCGUUGUCAUAUCUGGAAGGCGUAGACAAGAGCAGCUUAUCACUUCAUGAAGUACAGCAUCUACGAGGUUUGGCCGUGGAGGGAUUCGAUCUGAGGCUUUCUCUGUGUGAGAUGGACACUCGCCUCUCGACACUGAACAAGCAAGUCGCCAAAGACAACCGUACCACCAUUGCGAAGAUAUACCUGGCGGCGACCUCAAUCUUCUUAUCUGGGGUCUACGACUACAGGUCUAUCUGGUUGGAAACCAUCGAAGCCACACCAGCACUCUCACAUGUCUUCGUUGAACAACACGUAAACACGAUGCUCGACUUGACAGAAUAUGCCAUGCAGGAAACAAAUCUGUCCAAACUCUUGUUUCUCUAUCCACUCAGAGUCGCUUGCUCAAGAGUAUGGACGUGUGAGCCAAAAGAUCGUCUCAGAAGUCUGUUUGGCACGAUCCGAAAAUCAUUCGCUGUUGCGCAUGUAUUUGUGGCUGAAAUUGAGGAGCUUUGGGAAACACCAAUGUCUGAUCGUUCUGAUUGA
Molecule: messenger RNA, 1359 nt
Organism: Aureobasidium namibiae CBS 147.97
Lineage: Eukaryota; Fungi; Ascomycota; Dothideomycetes; Dothideales; Saccotheciaceae
Exons: 3
Coding region: 1-1359 (452 amino acids)
Biological process (GO): regulation of DNA-templated transcription
Molecular function (GO): zinc ion binding; DNA-binding transcription factor activity, RNA polymerase II-specific
Source: RefSeq, a predicted model, not a curated record